GACUAUCGAUCUAAAACUUAUCUAAUUCGCUGAAUCAAUUUAUCUAACCCCUGCCAGCCUGCGUUUUUCCGAGUCCAGCCAGGCUCUCUGGUUUCAUCAAUGUGGAAGACAUCGUUACUCGUAAUUGGCUCAUUUGCUUUCAUGCGGUUAUUCGCGCCAAGUCUGCGGUGCACCCAACUCGAGCAGCCGAAGUUAGUGGUCGAUUCCAAUUUUACUUAAUAUAAAUGAUGCCUUCGGUGAAAUGGUGCUGCUUAUUCGACGAACAAACGCCACCCUGUCAACAUUGGAUCUACAUUGUGUACUGUCUGCCUAACGACGAUCGCAUCAUUUGACCACGGAAAGUAAACCAGUCGGAAGCAUAGCGUGCUUCUGGAGUCGCUUGGAUGGGCAUCGUGAGUUGUCUAUGGGAAGUGCAGGUGUGGUAAAAACAGUGCUGAAAGUGUAGCUCAACAACCAUUGGUGUUGAUGCAAGGAAGAAGAAAUGAUAUCUCAAUUGGCUUUUCUCGCAAUUGGUGCUUUAGUUACCCGUGCUGAACCCGUUCCAGAGCCUGAUCCAGCCCGAGUGCUGGGAAAAUAUGUGUUUUCAUAUGAUCCAUCUGAAGAUAAUUACAAUGUGCGAAGACCAGUACAUUUCAGCCAUAUAACUGAGAACGACGAUUAUGAUACAGACGCUUCCACAAACCAUGAAAACUAUAGACAUUCGUCAUCACACUCAUCGAACAGCCCAGGGUUUAUGACUUCUUUUACUUCUUCUGUGAAACAUAGGUUACCUCCGGUUGAUAUUGACAGUGAUAGUGAGGAAGAUGCCGAUGACCGGGGGAACUACGGCAGCAGUAACGCAGGAUAUUAUAAGAAGAACUCAAUCAUUCCUAUCUUGCAAUCGUACAGCAUCAUUCACUCGUCGAAAGAACCCUCUUCACCGGUUAUUAGAAAUAUUCAUGAAAAUGAUGACGACGAUGAGGACUACGGGCACCGUUACAAGGCUCCAAAAAUUAUUCAUACUAAAGCCAAAGCAAUCCCUAUUAGCCAACACAUCGAAGUGGAAAAACCUGUGCCUAUACCAUAUGUCAAGAAAAUACAUGUGCCGAUUCCAAAAGCGGUCAAGGUUCAUAUCCCACAUCCGGUUUUAGUACCGGUUCCUCAGCCAUAUCCUGUCCAUGUUCCUGUAUCGCAACCAGUAGCGGUACCAGUCAUAAAGGAGAUCACCAUUCCGAUUGAAAAGAUUGUGCCCUACCCGGUGGAGAAAAAAGUACCGGUACCCAUCGAAAAACCAGUUCCGUAUCCCGUGGAGAAACACGUCCCAGUGCACAUUCCGCAGCCGUAUCCGGUGAAGGUUCCGGUGAUCAAAACCAUCGUCCAUAAACUCAAGGCACCGCGUACGGUUGGUGUGGGUAGUGUCACAAUUUAGGUUUUCUUUUCUGGAAAAUUAGUGCGCCGAGCUACGCAUGCGACCGAGGUGAACACAUAAUUGAAUUUAUGUUAUUACAAUUAAUGCGUUUGUUUCGCAUAAAUGUAAAUUGAAUCGCCAAGCAUCAUUGCAUUGGUAGUAACAUGCGUCGGAUCGUAAACUGAUAUUUGCAGCUAAACGAGAAAUUAAUGGGCAAAAUGCAGUACUUUAGUUAUGAUGGAGAAAAUAAUGGAACAAAACCUGCCCAAUAUCAAUGAAAUUAUUCAAAGGGCUGCUCUCUUAGGUGUGGCAGUUUUGGACUGAAAACCACUAUUAAAACGAGAUUAAUUUAAUUCCGAUUACGAUUUUAAUACACCUGUUGUACAUAUCAAAACAAAAAUCAAAGAACCAAAUUGAAACCAUUCAAUUCAAUAAGUCUAGACAAAGCCUUUGUGCAUAUUAAAAUAUUUUAACGUUGUGCUCACUUUUUAAAAACUUUUGACUUUUUUUGACUUUUGAUUUUUUUUUCGAAAAACUGAGUAAUGUUCUGUGGUGGCUUCCAAUUUUACAAGAACCUACGUCUUUUUCAUAGGCGAAGCCACGAACCCUAUACCGAAUAUACAUAUACAUGUUAUUUGUAGUAAAAUGCAUACGAACAUUAUGCGUUAAACAAUAACCACCAGCUCCAAGGGAGCACGCGGUGUACCAUAUGUACCACCGAUGCAAGCUUAUCCAAGUAACAACGCGAUACGAUCGGUCCAACCCCGUGUGACUUAUUAAUUUAUUGCUUUCCAAUUAUGAUCGCAAGCAAGCGCCACCGACAAACAAUGAAGGGUACGACGACGAGGCGUAGACGUUGAGGUGAAAUAAACGCAACAUGCACGUAGGAAGGUUAGCCUGCUGCUGGAGGCGUUCGGGCUUCCUUCCUCGUGCCAAGCUGAAGCAACCGUAGCGUUGCUGGUAGACGGUAUGUGCAAAAAUAUGAACAACUUGUUUUCCUCCUUUGAAUGCGCGCUUUUGGUCGAUACUUAUUAGUUGCUCUUUUUCUAACCGUCUGGCAUGUAAUGCAACAAAAAAGACAAUUCAUGUGCACUUGUUAGUGAAUGCCUUAUAAACCUAUUUAAAAAUCAUGUUACUGUUACGUGUUUUAUAUUUGUAGCUUACCGUAGGAAUCAAUGUUGUUAGGUUUGUAUUAUUGACAUUUAUGUUGAAUAA
Aedes albopictus (Asian tiger mosquito) is the source of this 2602-nucleotide messenger RNA. RefSeq lists its product as uncharacterized. Lineage: Eukaryota; Metazoa; Arthropoda; Insecta; Diptera; Culicidae. The record is from RefSeq and is a predicted model, not a curated record. The transcript is spliced from 3 exons. Bases 482 to 1408 code for a protein of 308 amino acids.